Neospora caninum is the source of this 1353-nucleotide messenger RNA. Its product is annotated as putative pyrazinamidase/nicotinamidase. NCBI's taxonomy places the organism in Eukaryota, Apicomplexa, Conoidasida, Eucoccidiorida, Sarcocystidae. The transcript has 2 exons. The coding region runs from base 1 to 1353 and encodes 450 amino acids. The record is from RefSeq and is a predicted model, not a curated record.
AUGGCGGGGCCGAAGCCGCUGUGUGAUGGUCCGACGGCAGGUGGCGACUUUGGCGACGACACGGGUCUUCCUGCGCGUACACAGUGCAGGAGUUCUGCGCAUGCACAAACACGGGCACCUGACGCGCGCGCUGUUCCGAGCAAGUCGGAUGCCGCUCGACACUCUCUCCCUUCUCUCGGCAACUCUACCUCUGUGGACGACUGCGCGGCAGACGCUUCGGCGUCGGACUCAGCAGCAACCGAUAGGACUCCACGGAGCUCCCUAGACGGUACAGACCCCGCAACAGCUGAUGACGAGCCGCGGAAGUUGCUCCAGGCGCUGACUUCGUCGGUUUCGUGUCUCAUUGUUACAGAUGUGCAGCGGGACUUCUGCGAGGGCGGAGCCCUAGGAGGCGAAGGACGCGUCGGCAUGGUUCACAACAUCAACCGACUGCGAUGUUGGAGAAGCGCCGGGACGGGCCACCGCUUUUCCGGUGUUCCAUUUGAACAACUCCCGACGAGCUUGGAAGCUGCAGACGUUGCCGACGAGUUGUUUGACUACGUCGUCGUGAGCCGAGACUGGCAUCCGCCCAAUCACCUGUCUUUCGCGAGAAACCACGGCAGCAACUGCAAUCGCGAAGCGUGUGUUUGUGGGGACGAACAAGAGGAAUCUGGAGACCCCGAGCCUGGAAAUGCGGCAAGCGACGCGGUGCGGAGCACAGGAAAGCACGACGGGUACGGAAAAACCGCGGGGACUCAAACGCGGCCUGCAAACGAGCAGGCGCCUAAGAUGGCGCGUAAACAGGAAAGCGUGAAUGGCCGCGUUUUGGAGUCUGAGGCGAACGGGAGUGGAAACUCUCCAGUCGAGGGGCCCGCGACAGUGUCGGGGAGCGUGUCUGAUGAUGGAAGAGCAACAAAGAAGUCACGACUCGAGCAGCAGCCCUUGGGCCCUAAUCAAGUCCGACGUCGAAGAACCGGCGUCGUGCUGGAUCUAUGGCCUGUACAUUGUGUACAAAACAUGCCGGGCGCAGAGCUUCAUCCAGACCUGCUCCCACGAGCGAGCGACGUUACGGUGUACAAAGCAACCGAUCGUGAGUUUGACAGCUACUCAUGUUUCGGACACGACCAGCACAAGACCCCACUGGAGUCCCUGCUCCGAGAGUGGAAAGUCGAGACGGUGUGUGUUGUGGGGCUGUGCAUCGACUACUGCGUCAAGGCGACUGCACUCGCUGCAGUACAAGUCCCAGGUGUACAGACAGUAUCCGUCCUGCUAGAUUGUUCCAAGGCAGUCGACGAAGAAGCGAUACCAGACGUUCGGAGAGAACUACGCGGCAAAGGCAUCAUCGUUUGUGCUGCCAAAGAGAUGCUUCAGUGA